UAGUGGUGUGUGGUAUACCGGACGAUUCCGCACUGCCCCCCACCUCCACACCCGCUUCUCUAAAUGGCUGUGGUUGAGAUAUAAAAGACUGUUGUGGAGUAAGGACGAUGGCAUACAGUCUUGUGGUUCCACCUGCAUCACAUUUUCACACUUCCACACUACAGCGGUAGCUGAGGAGCAUGGCCUCCGGUAUUCUGAGCCGCCAUCUUGCUUCCUCUCUGAGACCCAGCCGUGGGUUGUCUGCUUCAGGACACCGCCAUCAACAAACAACCGCUAAAAGAGUUGAGGAAGUUGAGUUUGAUGGUCCUUGUAUGAAGACGGAGGUUCCAGGUCCCAGAUCUAAGAUCCUAGCACAACAACUGGAGAGUAUUCAGAGUGUUGUCCAGGUGAACAUCUCUGUCCCCCUCUACAGAGUGUUGUCCAGGUGAACAUCUCUGUCCCCCUCUACAGAGUGUUGUCCAGGUGAACAUCUCUGUCCCCCUCUACAGAGUGUUGUCCAGGUGAACAUCUCUGUCCCCCUCUACAGAGUGUUGUCCAGGUGAACAUCUCUGUCCCCCUCUACAGAGUGUUGUCCAGGUGAACAUCUCUGUCCCCCUCUACAGAGUGUUGUCCAGGUGAACUUCUUCUGUGACUAUGAGGAGAGUAAAGGCAACUACUUGGUGGACGUGGAUGGGAACCGCAUGCUGGAUGUCUACACCCAGAUCGCAUCCAUACCCAUAGGAUACAAUCACCCGGCACUCACAAAAGUCAUGACGGAUCCAAAAAAUAUGGGAACGUUUGUCAACCGACCAGCUCUUGGGAUGAUGCCACCAGAGCAAUUCUCUGAGAAGCUUGUCAACGGCCUGAUGGCAGUGGCACCCAAGGGCUUCAGUCGGGUCCAGACCAUGGCCUGUGGAUCCUGCUCCAAUGAGAACGCCUACAAAGCCAUCUUCAUCUGGUACAGAAACAAGAUGAGAGGAACUCCGGAACCAACUCCAGAGGAAGUCAGAACUAGUGUCAUCAACCAGGUUCCUGGCUGCCCUGACCUGACUCUUCUGUCCUUCAUGGGCGGAUUUCACGGAAGAACUCUGGGCUGUCUGGCCACCACUCACACCAAGGCCAUACAGAAGCUAGACGUGCCGUCUUUUGACUGGCCCAUCGCCCCCUUCCCCCAGCUGAGGUACCCCCUGGACCAGUUUGAGAGGGAGAACGCACGGGAGGAGGCACGCUGCCUGGAGGAGGCGGAGGACCUGAUAGUGAAGUGGAAUCAGAAGGGUCGGCACGUGGCGGGGGUGGUGAUCGAGCCAAUCCAGGCAGAGGGAGGGGAUAACCACGCCUCCUUCGACUUCUACAGGAAGCUCAGGGGAAUCACCAAGAAGCAUGGCUGUGCCUUCCUAGUGGAUGAGGUGCAGACAGGGGGUGGGUCUACGGGGAAAUUCUGGGCCCACGAGCACUGGGGAUUGGACGACCCCGCUGACAUCGUCUCCUUCAGCAAGAAGAUGCUGACAGGAGGAUACUACCAGAAAGAUAGCUUUCAGCCUGACAAGCCGUUCAGGAUCUUCAACACGUGGCUUGGAGACCACACUAAGAACCUGUUGCUGACUGAGGUCAUAAAGGUCAUCAAGACAGAAAACCUGCUGGACCAGGCCAAGAGGUCAGGCAAGGUCAUGCUGGAGGGACUCUACGACCUACAGGAUAAGUACCCCCACUUGCUCAGUAAAGCGAGGGGCAUCGGAACGUUCUGUGCCAUCGAUGUUAAGGAUGAAGACACACGCAACCUCCUCCUCCUCAAGGCCAGGAAUAAGGGUGUGGUUCUAGGGGGCUGUGGAACCCAGUCUAUCCGGUUCCGACCAGCUCUGGUGUUCACGGAACACCAUGCUCAUCUCUUCCUGGAUAUCUUUAAUGACGCAAUCGCUGAGCUCAAGUAGAGUCUACACAGGAAUCCAAUGUGGCCCUGCUCAAACAGACCCAUACUGUCAAUCUGCAGUGAAGAGGUUGACACUCCUCCAAUCAAUCAAAUGUAUUUACAAAGCCCUUUUAACAUCAGCUGAUGUCACAAAGUGCUUUUACAGAAAUCCAGCCUACAACUCCAAACAGCAAGCAAUGCAGAUGUAGAAGCACGGUGUCUAGGAAAAACUCCCUAGAAAGGCAGGAACCUAGGAGGAAACCUAGAGAGGAACCAGGCUCUGAGGGGUGGCCAGUCCUCUUCUGGCUGUGCUGGGUGGAGAUGAAGGGUAUAUGGCCAGAUGGUUCUUCAAGAUCUUCAUAGACGACCAUCAGGGUAUACACUCCUGUAUAUUAUUGUACAUUAUUUCACUCCAACUCUUUUAUGAAAAUUAUUUCCAUAAAUGACUGUGGGAUGAUUGAUUGCAAUGGACUUUCUGAAGGUCAAAUAACUGUAGACAUUUUCUGCAGAGUGUUUUGUGUACUGUACCUUAAAAUAAACCUGUCAAAUAUG
Messenger RNA from Oncorhynchus mykiss (rainbow trout), 2437 nucleotides. The record is from RefSeq and is a predicted model, not a curated record. Lineage: Eukaryota; Metazoa; Chordata; Actinopteri; Salmoniformes; Salmonidae.